UCUAAAAUUAAUGAGCUAUAGGUGUGGUUUAGCUAUCAAAAAAUAAAGUUAGAUCUUUGUGUAAUCGCAAUUAUGUCUCUCUCAGAUGGGUUUUCUGGUGGUGGUGGUGGUGGUGGAGGUAGUCUACCGCGUUUAAGGGACGUACUAAGAAGACAAAGACGUGAUUCAGAUCCCUCUAUCGACGUACCUGAUCUUAAUUUCACAUACGACGACUCUGAUACUCUAUUUAACGAGCUCAGUGAGCUCUAUGCCUAUUCCGAAGUCCACGAGUUCCAGCUGGCACGAGAGUCCUUUGAUAAAACCCUUUCCCUCAAGUUCCCUCACUCAAACUGGUUGAAUCUCACUCGAACACAGCAAAGAACUCUCCUCUAUUACUUGAUUGAGAAGUGCGAAGUUGUAUCUCAUUCCGAGCGUCUUGAUGCAGCUCGUUCCCUCCUCUACCUCGCACAUGGUAAUUACAUGUAUGGCGUGGAUGAGCAAGAUAUUGCGCAAUACUCCCGAGCCAAUGUCUUGCUGAUGAUCGAGGCCGGGGUUUUCCCGGCCGUCGUACAACUCCUUGCGCUCGAAAAGGAAAGAGAGCGGGAUCAGUACGAGAACACAAAGAAUAAAAUCACGAUAGCUGAUAACGUCUCGCUCCGUGUGACUCUAAGUGUCCUUUAUGUGAUGAUCGAAGUCGCUAGACGAGAAGAUAAAUUCGAUCUUCCGGCCGAGACUCAACUUCGGGAGAGGUUUCUAAUUGAUUUGAGAAACCCGGUCCACGGCGAGGACAACUUGACGUCGUUUCUGUUCCAGAUGCUCCUUUACUUUUGUAAUGGGAGCAUGCCUCAUUAUCCAGUGAGGAAGAUCCUUCUGGUCAUAUGGAAGUCGAUCCUAGCUUCACUUGGAGGAGUCGAGAAGCUUAAAGAGCUAAAAGAGGAAGCGAGAGUUAAAGCUGGCCUCCCUCAUACUUUUGACGAGACGAAACCAGCUCAGCCUCUUGUGAUCCCUACUGCUGCCUUUGACCCUCGAGGGUAUGCCCCUCCCCCUCCUAGGGACUCUUCUCUUUUAUCCGGUUUAUUGAGCCGACCCCAUUCGAUGGUAUCAAACCAGGACAAUGUGACCGAUUGGGGCGAACAGAAAGGACUUGAUUUCUGUCCAAAAGCACGUCUGCAAGACAUUGAGGGUUUCAUUGAGCUCUGUCGCUCUAAAUUUGGCUGCUACGAAUCCCCCGGGCUAACAGGGUCCGAUCCUCUCUCCUGUGACAUAUCCUCUCUCCCUGCCCCCACUCAGGAGAGCAUCAAAGUACUCCGUCAACACGUCUACAUCCCUCUCUCUGAUGUACAAAUUAAGAAAGUGGAGGAAAACGAGAGAUUGCAGUCUCUCAAUAAACCAGUUGAAGUUGAAGAAAGGGACACGCCCACAGAGCGACUCUACAAAUCGAUAUUGCCUAACCUUCCUCAGUAUAUGAUAGCCAUUUUAAAAGUGUUGUUGGCUGCUGCUCCAGCUGCCAGAGCUCGCAGUGAAUCUGUUAAUAUCUUUGUUGAUGUCAUUUCUUCCGAUACACCAGCUAACAUGAUUGAAUCGGCUCAGAACACGUUGGAUAUCAAUAGACACAAGGAAAUCAUCGUCAAGGCCAUCUCUGCUACUCUCUUUCUCCUCCUCAAGCAUUUCAAGAUCAAUCACAUUUACCAGUUUGAGUAUGUUAGUCAGCAUCUCGUCUUUGCUAACUGCCUCCCACUGAUACUCAAGUUCCUCAAUCAAAACCUUUCUCAAUACGUCACGGCACGCAACAAUUUUCCUGCUCUCAAUUUCCCAGACUGUGUCCUAGUUCCUCCAGAGUCCAGCAUUGCUGUUGAUAUACCUGAAGCACUUCCCUCAGACUCAAGCUAUUGCUGGCGUAAUCUAUUCUCUUGCAUUAAUGUGGUUCGAAUCCUCCAGAAACUAACGAAAUGGAAGCAUUCCCGUAUCGUCAUGCUUGUUGUGUUUCGAUCUGCUCCUAUUCUUAAGCGUACACUUAAAGUCCAUCACCCGUUGGUACAUCGAUACGUACUUAAGCUAUUAAAAGUCCAAGCCAAGUACCUGGGAAGGAAUUGGAGGAAGAACAAUAUGAGGACCAUAUCGAUGAUAUAUAGACAUGUCCGCCAUCAUUUCCAGGACGACUGGGCCUUUGGUAAUGAUCUCGAUGCCAAACCCUGGGACUUUCAGACCGAGGAGUUCACGCUUAAAAACCAAAUCGAGCGGUUCAAUGUAUUUUAUUACGACAACGAGGGGCAGAGGAACCCUAAUCCGUUUGGGGUUGAGUUGAGACCGGCCGAUACGAAUUACCUCAGUGUCCUUGGCAAACCAGUGGAGCUGAGCGAAACCUGGAAAGAUAAUUAUGAGAAGUGGGUGGAAGUUGAGGUCAUACAGCACGAGAGGGAUUGGGAUAGGCUCCUGGAUGGGUCACAAUGUCAUCAUUUAACAGUUAAAACUGUUCACUGCUAGGCAGUACUACCUACUAUACAAAGUGUGUGUAACAACAUGAAUGUAGCAAUACGAGUUGUUACUUGUGUAUUGAAUAGACUCAUAAUGUUUUCUGUUGAAUUCAAGAUUUUCAUAUUUAAUUUUUCAUUACAA
Molecule: messenger RNA, 2595 nt
Organism: Amphimedon queenslandica
Lineage: Eukaryota; Metazoa; Porifera; Demospongiae; Haplosclerida; Niphatidae
Product: striatin-interacting protein 1 homolog
Exons: 2
Coding region: 73-2463 (796 amino acids)
Biological process (GO): cytoskeleton organization
Cellular component (GO): cytosol
Source: RefSeq, a predicted model, not a curated record